Messenger RNA from Adineta steineri, 372 nucleotides. The record is from the annotation of a GenBank genome assembly. Lineage: Eukaryota; Metazoa; Rotifera; Eurotatoria; Adinetida; Adinetidae.
AUGAAUAUAUCAAAUGUAUCUUUAACAUUACCUUUCACUCUUCAUACCUCAUGUCUUCAUAUGCAAGUUAAAUCUGGUUCUAAAACUAAAAAUUUAGUUCAAUAUGUUAAACGAAAAUUAUUAUUAACAGAUAAUAUUAUUGAACAAAUAACAUGGAAUGCGUAUGGUGAUGGUAUAUCUAAAGCAAUAGCAUGUGCUGAAAUGCUUAAACGUCAAUCAGAAUUAGUUUUUCAUGAAUAUGUACAAAUUGGUUAUAAAACUAAUGAGAAAAUUCAAACUUCAGAUAAAAUUAAAUUAAAUAAAGAUAUUCCAUCGAUUUGUAUUCUUCUUUCAAAAAUUCCUUUAAUUAAAACGGAUGAAAAAGAAGAUUAA